GAGUGGCCAUUGUGAGGAAUUGGUUGAACUGGAUGUGAGGUUCUUGGUGAUGGUAUAGAGGUCCGAUGUGUGUGGGUGGAAGAAAGGAAUGCGCGGUGGACGGAAGCUUUUGUACCUCGCAUCGCACCUGACUGAAGUGACGUAACGGCUAUGCUGCCAAGCUCGCAGUGCUAGAGGAGGCGAUUCCGCCAUGUCCCCGAAUCACCAUCACCAAGGCAGGCCGCGGCUAGCAGGAUGCGGCUUGGGCCAGACCCCAAACGCCCAAAUGCCAUCAUGGCGGGCAGGAAUUGGCGCACCACUGUGCCGCCACACCACAGGUGUGCAGGCACUUUUUCCAAUGUCCAUGAUCGCAGAUCUGGGGUACGUCAUCCGAAGCGUGAGCUUUCUCCUGCCAAGCCCGGCCCAAGCUCCCGUUCAUCCUGGCUUCAACCGUCCCCGGCCCGGCUUCAACCGUCUGCAGUCAACCGUCUGCAGUCAACACCACACUCGCGAUCACGUCUGCUGCUUGCCAUUCUUUCACGUCUAGCUAUCUAAGUGAUACUAGAUAUACGUACUUCGAACAGAACAAAACCAUGGUUGCAAUCGCCCUGUGCAUCUUAAAUCUACCAGUUCCACAGCAUACAUACUGCACU
Mytilinidion resinicola is the source of this 632-nucleotide messenger RNA. RefSeq lists its product as uncharacterized. The coding region runs from base 191 to 526 and encodes 111 amino acids. NCBI's taxonomy places the organism in Eukaryota, Fungi, Ascomycota, Dothideomycetes, Mytilinidiales, Mytilinidiaceae. The transcript has a single exon. The record is from RefSeq and is a predicted model, not a curated record.